AUGAAAUACUUUGCUGUUCUGUAUUAUUUUCUGUCCUUGGCUUAUGGAGCUCCAUUGAAUUCUACUAGCCCUGAAUGUUCAGUGGAAAAAAUUGAAAAAAUCGGGGAUUGUGUGAAGGAUCUGGUGUCUACAGUAGAGAAAAUAUCAAAAUGGGUUGACAAAGAAUACAAAUUUGAUGACGGAGAGAAAAAGGAGUUUCGGGAUAAGUGUAAUGAAACUCAGAAAUGUUUCGUUUCUGUGAAAUCGAGUUGUCCAGAUUUCCCAGAAGAAGUCACCAAUGAGCUCGACGUAAUGUGCUCUCGAUUCAAUUUCAUUAUUGAUAAAUUUGCCGAAUGUGUCCCAAAACUGGAAGAAAUGAAGUGUGUCAAUGAAGUUUUCGGACCGAAAUCUUUAAAAAAAACAUCAAACGAGAAAUGCAAAGAUCUCAAGGAACACGAAAAAUGUGCGAUUGAAGAGGUGGAGACGGCGUGCGGAGAGAAAUUCAAGGAGAUUUUUGUGGAGAACUUCAACGUGGAACUGAAUAUGCACAAAUGCUAA
This is a messenger RNA of Caenorhabditis briggsae, 537 nucleotides long. NCBI's taxonomy places the organism in Eukaryota, Metazoa, Nematoda, Chromadorea, Rhabditida, Rhabditidae. The record is from RefSeq and is a predicted model, not a curated record. The transcript is spliced from 5 exons. Bases 1 to 537 code for a protein of 178 amino acids.